Molecule: messenger RNA, 402 nt
Organism: Sclerotinia borealis F-4128
Lineage: Eukaryota; Fungi; Ascomycota; Leotiomycetes; Helotiales; Sclerotiniaceae
Source: the annotation of a GenBank genome assembly
AUGGAUCCCAAAAUCGCCAAAGCCUUGAAACCCAAACGUCGUAAGAAGAGCCAGUCGAGAACUCUAGUAACAUCCAUUUCCGACAGCGAAAGCGACAGUGGCCUAAAAUCCCAGUCUUCCAAGCAAAAAGCCAAACUCACCGCCACCAAAUCCUCUGAGCCCAAGGUGUCAAAAUCCUCAGCCAAAGUCCUAUCUAAACCAUAUCUCGUGAAAGAUUCAGCACUCGUUGAAAAAUUUACCGCGCAUUAUCUUCAGCGCGCCACGACGGAGUUCUCGGAGGAUUUGGAUAAGAUUCGUGAGGCGGAUGAUUUUAAUGAGAAUGCGUUGCAGAUUUUGGUGCAUGCUUUGAAACAGGGGACUGAGGUGUGGGGAGAGGAGGAGAUGAAGAGAAUUGUUGGGUAG